This is a messenger RNA of Morus notabilis, 2280 nucleotides long. Its product is annotated as replication protein A 70 kDa DNA-binding subunit A. Gene Ontology annotation, molecular function: single-stranded telomeric DNA binding; damaged DNA binding. Gene Ontology annotation, biological process: meiotic cell cycle; telomere maintenance via telomerase; double-strand break repair via homologous recombination. The record is from RefSeq and is a predicted model, not a curated record. The transcript is spliced from 2 exons. The coding region runs from base 201 to 2063 and encodes 620 amino acids. Gene Ontology annotation, cellular component: DNA replication factor A complex; nucleus. Lineage: Eukaryota; Viridiplantae; Streptophyta; Magnoliopsida; Rosales; Moraceae.
UAUUUAUCUUCUUCCCUCCAGAGAUCCCGCCAUUUCCAAUCUCUAAAUCGACGGUUGUUGUCUCCAUUUCUCUCCGAUAUAACUCCGAACAAUCCCGAGUUCGGCCUCAAUCGGAUCCAAAACAUUCACCAAAGAAACCACAAGCCGAUCUCAUCGCACACCUAGGGUUUCCUCUUGGAGAAGAAACGAAGAGCUUGACAAUGGCGGUGCACCUCACGCCGAACGCGAUAUCGACCAUCCUCGCUGGCGACACGAACUCGAAGCCUAUCGUGCAGGUCCUCGAAAUCAAUAACAUCCUGAAGCAGGAUCGGUACCGGUUGGUGAUCUCCGAUGGCGUUUCGACUCAGCACGCGGUUCUCGCCACGCAGCUCAACGACACGGUCAAGAACGGCCUCGUCAAGCAAGGCUCCGUCGUCCAGCUCCUCGAGUACUUCUGUAAUUUGGUGCAGAAUCGCAAGAUGCUUCUUGUGCUGAACUUUGAAACUAUUUUACCGGACUGCAACAUAAUUGGGAAUCCAAAAUCAGUUGUUGAGCCUGAUUCAACAGCUCGGAAGAUGCAGACCAAUGGUAAUAUUCAGCCAACCAGGGUUACCAAUACUCAGUUGAGAACCCAGAAUUUUUCCAAUCUGCCAAAUUUCAGGCCCACUGUUCAACCUCCUUACCAACCACCUCCUAAUUACAAAAAUCAUGGCGCUAUUGUGAAGAAUGAGGCACCUGCACGGAUCAUUCCUAUUGAUGCAUUGAAUCCUUAUCAAGGUCGGUGGGCUAUUAAGGCAAGAGUUACUGCCAAAGGAGAUCUCCGUCGGUAUAAUAAUGCCCGUGGAGACGGAAAAGUAUUCUCAUUUGACCUUCUUGACUCUGAUGGAGGGGAAAUACGGGUGGCCUGCUUCAAUGCUGUUGUUGACUGCUUCUAUGAUACUAUAGAGGUUGGUAAAGUGUACUUGAUUUCUAAGGGUAGCUUAAAACCUGCUCGGAAGAAUUUCAACCAUCUGAAAAAUGAAUGGGAAAUAUUCCUUGAGGCAACUUCCACUGUAGAGCUUUGCCCUGAUGAAGACGGUUCUAUACCAAGACAGCAGUUUUCAUUUAGACCUAUCAAUGAGGUUGAAACCGCUGAUAAUAAUUCCAUUCUUGAUAUUAUUGGUAUUGUGAUAUCUGUGAACCCUUCAGUAUCUAUUCUGAGAAAGAAUGGAAUGGAAACUCAGAGAAGAAUUCUGAAUCUAAAGGAUUCGUCUGGAAGGAGUGUUGAGCUAACCCUUUGGGGUGAAUUUUGCAAUAGGGAAGGUCAGAAGCUGCAAGAGAUGUCUGAUUCUGGAUUUUGUCCUGUUUUAGCUGUAAAAUCAGGGAAGGUAAGCGACUUCAGCGGGAAAUCUGUAGGUACAAUUUCGGCUACUCAGCUCUUCAUAAACCCAGAUUUCCCUGAGGCUCAUAGCUUAAGAGACUGGUUUGAUCGAGUUGGAAAGGAUGCUGCUUCUCAGUCCAUCUCUAAAGAUAUAAUGGCUGGAGCGCCUAAGAAUGAGAUACGGAAAACUAUUUCUCAAAUCAAAGAUGAAGGUCUUGGAAGAUCUGAUAAGCCAGACUGGGUCACUGUAAAGGCAGCCAUAACAUUCAUCAAAACGGACAACUUUUGUUACACGGCUUGCCCCUUGAUGAUUGGAGAUAGACAGUGUAAUAAAAAGGCGACGAUGUCUGGAAAUGUUUGGCAGUGUGACAGAUGUAAUCAAGAAUUCACAGAGUGCGAUUACAGAUACCUUCUUCAAGCCCAAAUUCAAGACCACACAGGAUUGACUUGGGUGACGGCUUUUCAGGAAUCUGGGGAGGAGAUAUUGGGGUGCUCGGCAAAAGAGUUGUAUUUGUUGAAGUAUGAAGAGCAGGACGAGGGCCGAUUUGCGGACUUAGUUCGAAGUAGUCUUUUCAACCAAUAUCUUUUCAGGCUCAAGAUUAAAGAAGAGCUAUACGGUGAUGAGCAGAGGGUGAAAAUCACUGUGGUUAAGGCUGAUAAGGUGAACUAUUCUUCAGAGAGCAAAUAUAUGCUCGAUUCAGUAUUGAAGUCCACUAGGAUGUAAUCAAUAUUUCUAACUCAGAGAAUGGUUCAAGUCUUUAAGAUGCCUUUAGCGAAAUUACAUUUUGGAUAGAUAAUUAGCAAGUUUAGUAAACACGACUUCAAAUAGUUGUAGCUAUUAUUGGUUCUACAAAAAACAUUUGCUCGAAAUUAGGGAAUUUUCCAAGGCUUCUAUUUUCUUCUGUUAUUAUUGAAUUCGACUAUUGUAUUGUAUUGACAUU